This is a messenger RNA of Neoarthrinium moseri, 699 nucleotides long. RefSeq lists its product as uncharacterized. NCBI's taxonomy places the organism in Eukaryota, Fungi, Ascomycota, Sordariomycetes, Amphisphaeriales, Apiosporaceae. Bases 1 to 699 code for a protein of 232 amino acids. The transcript is spliced from 3 exons. The record is from RefSeq and is a predicted model, not a curated record.
AUGGGUCAAAUUACCGAGGAAGAGAGAGAAGCACGUCGCCGCAGAAAGAUCAUGCGGACGAAGCACAACACAGGGUGUACUGACGAACAGCGUGCUCGGUCCCUCGACCAUGCGUUGGACCAGAUGCCAGAAUUCCAACCUCCCUCUACCCAAAGAGCCGUUGUGCGGCCUGCGAACACGGCACCGGCUGUUCGUAUAGAAGAUAGGCCAUCCUCUCUGGUCAAGGUCACACCUCCUGCCGAAGUUGUCCGCCAACUCAACGGACCUCCUCGAAAACGGCGCUUCAUCCGAGCGAAGUGUGCCGGCAACGAUGCAGGACCCAGGUCUCUUGCACAGUAUGGUCUCGACGGUUCAAAGAAAAGGCCCCGUCCGCGGGCUUCUACCGACCCAGAUGAAGCCGAAACCGGUGGCAGUAGAAGCACGCCUUGGCAGGAUCUCUUAGAAGGAGACCAUGAAGAUAGCGAGAAACGGCUAAGGACUUGCAAGAAUGUGGAAUUCGCUACUAGCUCCGCCACUCACGCCGACAGACCUCCGGAUCCCGGCGAACCCGUUGCUAGCAAUGCUCAGGGCUCCCCUGCCACAGAGGAAGACCCAGAGCUAGAAGCUCUGACGAGAGAGCUAGAGGCUGAACUCGAGAAGCAGCUCGAAUCCGAUAUCGAGUCUGCAAGCGACGUUGACACAGCCUCAGACGCUGUGUGA